Molecule: messenger RNA, 5946 nt
Organism: Monodelphis domestica (gray short-tailed opossum)
Lineage: Eukaryota; Metazoa; Chordata; Mammalia; Didelphimorphia; Didelphidae
Gene: TSPAN31
Product: tetraspanin 31
Cellular component (GO): membrane
Source: RefSeq, a predicted model, not a curated record
AAAAUAUUUUUAUGUUUUUGUCCAAUUACAUAUAAAAACAACUUUAAACCUUCAUUCUUUGCAAUUUUCAGUUCUAAAUUCUUUCCCAUUCUCCUUCCCCUUCCCCUUCAUUGAGAAGGCAAGCAGUUUGAUAAAGGUUAUAUAUGUGUAGUCAUGCAAAACAUAUUGUAAGAAACAUUUAUUAACUAUCUGCUACCCAACAGGUUUGUGGCAUUGUGUUAGCCAGCCCCUGGACAUACAAAGAUAUAUAAGGAUGCAGACUUAUCAGAGACUUGACAAUCCUCAGAAGCUUGGGGAGGGAUAAGGGGAAGGCAUGUACACAAAAUAAUACAAGGCAGACAGAGAGAAGUGCAGAAAAGAAGUCUUUGAAUGAAGUGUUUAGUAGAGAAAUUUGCAGAAAAGGGAGAUCAUUUUCACCUGGGAUUCAGGAAAUUUUCUUGGAGGAGGUGACACCAUCAUUAAAGGAAAAGGAAGGGGCCUGGAAGGAAGUACAUUCAAGCUACAUACAUACAAGGUAUGGUUACAUAAGAUACAUAUGUAUCUUAUGUAUGCAGUUGCCUGGGGAGGAACUCCAUUAAUGUUAUUGCUUUUUACUUCUUUUCUUUUAGGUUGUUAUUCACUUCUGUGUAUUUGAAUUCUCAGUUUUAUUGUUCUGUCUUUUGUUUCUUUGGUGCAGCUUGCCAUUGCAAAUUCAAUUUUUUCUAUUCAGCUCCUUAUUUUUGCAGGGCAAACUAUAAGUACUGCUCUCAUAAUUCUCACUUCUCUCUCUCUUAAAAAAAAACAAAAACCCUUACCUUCAGUCUUAGAAUCAGUACUGUGUAUUGGUUCUAAGGCAGAAGAGCAGUAAGGCACCACUAGGCAAUGGGGGUUAAGUGACUUGCCCAGGGUCACACAGCUAGGAUGUAUCUGAAGCCAAAUUUGAACCCAGGACCUCCAGUCUCCAGGCCUGGCUCUUAAUCCACCCAGUGCUCCCUCUCAUUUCUCUUUUAAACCACUCAGAAACAGGGUGUUGUGGUUCCAUGUUCUCACAUUCCACAGAGUCCCCUUAUCAUCAAGUGUUGGACCAUUUCCCUUUGUUUUUGUAGUAUUUUUUGUCUUGUUUUGUAGCAUUUAUUUACAUUUCCUUCUCUUGCUACUAUUUUUUCCUGUUAUCUGUUUAUAUUUGAGGUCUUUGAGAUUCUUUCUUCUUGAAAUCUUUGGCAUUCUCAGUCUCUCCCUUCCCUUCUUAUUUUUCAUAUUAUUCACUUUCUGAAUCCCUCCCCGAUGAUGGUGGUUUCCUUGAGGGCUAGAUCUCAAAUUGUUUAGUCAUUCCUUAAUAUAUUGUUCUUACUUUACAGGAAACAUUUUUAAAAUUUAAUAUUUUUUCAAUUACAGGUAAAAAAUUUUAACCUUAAUUUUUUACCACUGAGUUCCAAAUUCUUUCCCCUGCUCCCUCCCAAAGAUGAGCAAUUCACAGUUCACCAGCCUAGGUCUUCUGGUCCCAACUGGAUACUGUGCUCUUUCCCCUCAGGUUUGGUGGAGUACAACAGUACAGACCCCUGAACACAGUGUCCUGACAUAGUGAGCUGUCCCAUCCCCUCUGCUCCUUAGUUCUCUGGCUCAGAACCAGCAGUUCAGAGUUUUGCAGCACUGGUGCUUCAGGACUGUAGCCCACAGCAGACUUUUGUUCCUGAAAGAUGUGGUUAAGCUGGCUGCUGAGGCUGAUGCAGAUUUCCAAAGCCUGUAGCUGGGGUUUCCAAGGCACUAGAAAGAGGGAGGGAUUGGGAUAUAGAGGUGAGUUUUGAUGCUAGCUGGUAUGGUUCCCUUGGGUCUGCUAGUACAGACUUGCUGCUGGGAAGUGGGGGAAAGGUGAUAAAUGAGCUCAAGAUAAGUGAGCAUCCCUUCCUGUCUUUUUUUUUUUAACUUUUUUGGGAUUCUAGGUGUCCUAAACCAUGGAAACAGUGGAAGUUGCCUUAUCUUUGGCACAUAAUUUGUGUUUUGGAGAAGUCAUGGGGAUUGGAGAAAAUGUUUAGUCCCCCAUCUGAUUACCUAUAUGACCUGAAAAUUUUGUGAAGGAAUUUCAAGUUGGAGGGAGGGGGGGAAAGCAAUCUAAUUGUUUCUUAUUCCUUUUGAACUUUGUUGAAAGGUACUAUGGGAGGAAUCUCCUAGUAUAAUGGAUAGAGGGGUAGCUUUGGAGUUAGGGGGAAUUGGGUUCAAUUCCUGACUCUAGCUGAGUGAGCAUUGUUAAGCUGCUUAAUCUAUAAGUGUCCCAAACAACUAAGUAAUAAACUUGCAAUUGUGGGAGUUUUAUUACAAGAAUUCCAAACCACACUGAUGAAAUCACAAGUCUAGAUACAAAAACAAAAGCUAAUACCUACCUUCCUGUCCUAGAAAAGGAACAGAAUGUUGUAGUGGAAAGAAUAUUGGAUUUGGAAUUAGAAUCAUAGAAUCUGAGAGUUGAAAGGGAGGUGCUAGUUCAAUGAAUGAAACCCACUAUAGUAUACAAAACAAAUGGUUCUCUAAAUUCUGCUUAAAGACCUACAAGGAGGAGGUUAUUGAGCUGUAAUUUACCUCUUUGGGACUUCUGCUCUGCAACUACCCUCUGCCAGACAGAAAAAGUCUAACCUCCUUUACAUGACAGCUUUUCAGAUACAUGAAGCCAGCUUGCCAUGUCCUUUCCCCAGGAUGAAUGUUUUUAGUUCCUUCAAAAGACUUUUUAUAUCAAAGACUAGUCCUUCACCAAUCUCAUUGCCCUGCUCUGAAUGCUUUCCAGCUAAUCAAUGUCCUCUUUAAGUCAUGCAAGAGUUCAUUUGAAGUCUCUCUCAUGAGGGCAGAGCACAGUGGGACUAUCAACCCUCCCUAAGCAUUCUUGGAAGUUAUAUUCUCAAAGUAGCCCCUCUGCAGCUCACAUGAUUUUUUUGGCUGCCCCAUCACAUCACUCUCAGAUUGAGUUUACAAUCCAUAAAAACCCUCAGAUCCUGUUCAGAACAACUGUUAUUAUCCGGGGUGUCCCAGUUUAGUGCCCUUUGUAAAUAUGUGGAGCAUGCCAAUUAAGCCUUUAUCCAAGUUAUUGAUAAAAAUGUUAAAUAGCACAGGACAGAGAUCUCUGGAUGGAGACAUUUUAUCAUGAUGAUAUUGAACCAUAAUAGCUACUCUUCAUUCAGUUCAUUCAACCAGUUUGGAAGCCAUCUAACCUUUACCUCAUCUUCUCUGUGAGAAUACAUGAGAUAUUUCAUCAAAAAUUUUAUUAAAAUAUAGGUAAAAUAUAUCCACAACAUUCUUCCCCAUCUAAUAGUUUAAUGAUCCUGUCAAAAUGGAAAAUGAAGCUAGUCUGGCAUGACUUGGCUCUUUGGAGUCUCUCCCUGAUUUCCUUCUCAUAUAUCCAUCCACCAUUUCUUUUAUUUUCCCAGGAAUCAAAGUCAAAUCCAUUGGUCUAUUAGUUGUAUACUAUUCUCUUCCCUUCUUGGAAAUUUCCUUUUUAAAAUAUCUGUCCUUUCCCAGUCCUGUGAUGCCUCUUCCAUUUUCCCGGAUCUUGCAAAUCUCACUGACAGUGACUGCUCAGCAUGUAGUUUUUUCAGGACCAGAGGAGCCAAGAGAUUCGAAUUCAUCUAGGGCAGUGAGGUCUUCAAUAGCCAUCACCUUCCUUAUCUUUGGUAUCAUCCCUCCUAGUUAAUCGUUUUUGCUGUCAUUUCCAAUCUGAAUUCUCCUUUACAGAGAAAAUACAAAAGUAAGCUGAGUUCUGCGUAACGAGGACGUAGUUCUGACAAAUGUCAGAGCCUCAGUUUCCUCAUCUACAAAAUGACGAUUGUUGCCAUGGUAGAUGUUCCUGAACUACAAGUCAGUGAGGGGAUUGGACGAGAAGAUGCCUGAUGUACCUUCCAGCUCAAGAAGAGGAUGACAGGAAUAAUCUAGUGUUUUAAAUGAGUCAUUUCCUUUGAUGCUCUCAACAAUUCCACUUUGUGGAUCAGAAAACUAAGGCGAUUCAUGGUAAGCGACUUGCUGAGGCUCGCCCAAUUGGUAAGUGUCAUCUGGGGCAUAAAUCUAAAUUCCUGUUUUCCUGUCUCUACGGACCAUGACAUGAGCCCGCUUGCUUUUUGCCUUUCUUUUCCUGAACCUCAGUUUUCUCGUCUGUAAAAUGGAGGUUCUGGGCAGGGUGACUGCCGAGGCCUCGGCCUUUUCCCGGCCUAUGGUCUGGCCCUCCAUCAGUCCGGCCAAGACUCCGCCUUCCCUCCGUCCGGCGAGAGAGUUCGCAGGUUCUGGGCGGGGUCCAGACACAGUGUGACGCCACAACAAAACAAGCUCCCCAUGAGGUCACUGCGGGACAAGCUGGGGGAGGGGCUUCUGGGGGCGGUUCCUCCAGGGGUGGGGCCCGUAGGCCCCGCCCUUCUCUCCAUCCGUCCUCCCGCCUCGCGCCUUUUCUGCCUCAGCGCCCCGCUUUGCUUCAGCCCCCCGCCCAGCUUUCCACUUGCCGCCCCGCUCUCUCGGGGAGGUCCGCAGUCAUCCGGGGUUUUGUAGCAGCAGUAGCAGCGGCCGCAGCAGCCCUAGUCAUUUACUGGAGUCCCUGGAGGCUCCGCCUCUUUCUCACAUCUCGCCCAAUGAGGAACGGGCCGGUGUAAACGUGAGGCCUGGGCAGUGAUUUCUGCUUUGAUUGAUCGACAGGUAAACCAAUCGGGGGACGGCGUGAGCCCGGAGCCUUACCAAUCCAGAGGCAGAGGUGGGACGGUGCAGGCGCAAAGUGCGGGGGGUUUGGUAGAAGAUGAUUUAAAGAGACAGAAGCCGCCGGGGCCUCAGCGGACGGUCCUUAAGACUUUGCACUCUUGAGUCCCCGGGACCCCGGUCCCCAGAGCCGGGAAGAUGGUUUGCGGUGGCUUUGCCUGCUCCAAGAACGCCCUAUGUGCGCUCAACGUGGUCUACAUGCUGGUGGGGCUGCUGCUGAUCGGAGUGGCUGCCUGGGGUAAGGGUCUGGGGCUGGUGUCCAGCAUCCACAUCAUUGGGGGAGUCAUCGCAGUGGGGGUCUUUCUCCUCCUCAUUGCCGUGGUUGGACUCAUUGGUGCGGUCUAUCACCACCAAGUUCUUCUUUUCUUUUAUAUGAUCAUACUUGGUUUGGUUUUUAUCUUUCAAUUUGGAAUCUCUUGUUCCUGUCUGGCAAUUAACAAAAGCAAACAGAAAGAUGUCAUCAGCACCUAUUGGUUUGUCAUGAAUAACAAGACCCGGAAUGAACUAGAGACAAGUUUGGAUUGCUGUGGCCUCUUCAACUCAACGGCCUUAUACUUGCAAGACUAUGCUUUCUGCACUGCACACUGUAAGACCCAUGGCUCAAAGUGCCAGGUUUGUGGAGACAAAUUCCUUAAACAUUCAGAUGAAGCACUGAAAAUCCUGGGGGGUGUUGGACUCUUUUUCAGCUUUACAGAGAUCCUAGGUGUGUGGCUAGCAAUGAGAUUCCGGAAUCAGAAGGACCCUCGAGCCAAUCCCAGUGCCUUCCUUUAAAGACCUCUGAUGCCCAUGAUCCUUCUUUUCCCCAGUCUCCCUGAUGGUGGGGAUUCUGGGGCCUUUUCCAUGUAAGGAAAAGAGAAGAGGCCCUUCUUUGCUAAAACCCCUAAGCUGAUUGGACUGGUAGGCUUCUGUCCUUGACAUGAUGUUUUAGGGAUAGGCAGAGAUAGGAAGAUUCUGAGCAUACCCCUGUACCCAAAGGAGGGGAUGGUAUUUAUCAAGUGCAUGUGAUUGAAUGGGGCAGGAAGCCCCCUGCAAACUCCAACCCUGCCAGCCUCCCCCCUAGACUGGCUUGAUCUAUCUUACCCUGCCCCAAAUUAAUCACAGCAAAGACACACAGCCAAUCAGCCAGAAUGGAAGCAAUUUCUUUGGGGGUGGGAUGGGUGGGUAAGAGUUCUCAUGUCACUGAGAACAUAGGCUUUGUAUUUUUGAAUAUAGUGUAGUGAACGUAAAAAUAAAAACCUUUUUAACCCUGUA